GCGAAGAUGUUUGACAGUACCCCAGACGACCUUGACAUGUUUAUGAUUUAUGACGUGUCACACAACAUUGCCAAAGUGGAGGAGCAUUUUGUGGGUGGGAAACAGAAGACUUUACUGGUUCACAUGAAGGUCGCCACCCGGGCCUUCCCUCCCCACCACCCCCUUAUUCCUGUAGAUUAUCAGCUGACUGGACAGCCUGUUUUGAUUGGAGGAACCAUGGGAACGUGUAGCUACGUGCUGACUGGUACACAGCAGGGAAAGGAUGAGACGUACGGAACCACGUGCCACGGAGCUGGUCGAGCUUUAUCUCGAGCCAAGUCUCGGCGUAAUCUGGACUACACAGAGGUCCUGUCAGCUUUGGAGGAGAAAGGAAUCAGUAUCAGAGUGGCUUCACCCAAGCUGGUCAUGGAGGAGGCACCCGAAUCUUACAAAAAUGUUACAGAUGUUGUAGAUACUUGUCACAUGGCAGGCAUUAGCAAAAAGGCCAUAAAGCUACGUCCUAUUGCGGUAAUCAAAGGAUAAACUAAGUGAUAAGACAACUUGACUUCUUGACCACAGGAAUGGAUCUUUACAACUGGUGCAAUACUGCUUUGGUGACCUCUUACUUGUAUCUGGUGGAGGAAGAUUCUAUGUUUCAUUCAAGACUUUAUGUUAACUUAACUAAAGUCUUAUUUUAUUGUGAGGGGAAAAAAUAUAGCAUAUCAUCUUGCUUUGUAAUGCAACUUUAUAACUUCAAAAGUGUGUUCAAAUUUGAACUUUUAAGACUUGUUUUAAAAUGUAUAUUUCUUGCAGUUUAGUGGGUUUCUUUGUGUUUAUGUAUAUUUACUGUACCUGUUUGUUUCUUAAAAGAGUCCCAAAAUGUAUCUUUGAUAUUUAAUAUAUGUGCCAAACAAUUUUCAAAGAAUACUUACAUGUAAACUGUCUGUUUCACUACAAAUUUUCCACAGGAACAUACACGUAUAUGACCUCCAAAAACUGAUUUGUUAAACUGUUUCAUUAAAAUACAUUG
Molecule: messenger RNA, 1009 nt
Organism: Magallana angulata
Lineage: Eukaryota; Metazoa; Mollusca; Bivalvia; Ostreida; Ostreidae
Product: RNA-splicing ligase RtcB homolog
Exons: 5
Coding region: 7-522 (171 amino acids)
Biological process (GO): RNA processing
Cellular component (GO): nucleus; tRNA-splicing ligase complex
Molecular function (GO): RNA ligase (ATP) activity
Source: RefSeq, a predicted model, not a curated record